Messenger RNA from Durusdinium trenchii, 2361 nucleotides. The record is from the annotation of a GenBank genome assembly. NCBI's taxonomy places the organism in Eukaryota, Dinophyceae, Suessiales, Symbiodiniaceae.
CCCCUUUGUUUCGCCACCUCAACGCUUGGCGUCAACGCACUGUCCGGCAACGCGCCGCCGCGAUGAACUUCCCAGUGCCAUGGCGUGCGCUUCUGCCGGUCGAUGCAGUGUCCACCUUCUCGGGCGCGGAUGGCCUGCGGGAGAUCUGCGACCUCACCGGCGCAGGCUGCGAGCUCUCAGGGGAUGGCGAUGUGCCUGCCUCGCUUGCUGACAAGAUCCUGACAAUCAGUGGGAAUGUGGAGCAAAAGGAGGCGGCAUGCCGGCGAGUGGUGGACAAGCUGCGGGUUCUACAAGAUGUGGUGGACCAGGAGCCUGGUGUCUUUGUGAUUAUUGUGCCCUCCAGCGCGGCCCCAGCGGUGAUUGGCACCAAAGGCUCUCAAAUCAAAGAGGUCAUCGAGCUCUCUGGCGCUGAAGUGUCCGUUGCCAAAGAGAGCAUCAUUGGGAUGAAUGACCAGCCGAUUGGUGUGACGGGUACCGGCGGUCAAGUGGUAUCAGCGGUCAGCAAGAUCAAUGCCAUUUUGCAAGACCUCGCGGACCGUGGCCGACUUCAGCCCACAGACUUUCGGUAUCGUCCAGGAAGUGUACAGGACCCAGGCAGUACGACCUUCAGCGCGACCCGGGCGCCGCCCACUGGAGGGAACCCACGGACCAAUGCCAAGUUCGUGGUGGCAACUCAGGUGGCCGGGUGGAUCAUCGGCAAGCAGGGCCGGCACAUCCGCGAGCUGCAGGACAACAGUGGCGCCCAUAUUCAGGUCAUGAAGGAGGGGGAGGUACCGCCCGGGGUCCCCGCCACAGACCGCAUCGUAGAGAUCGGUGGGCGGCCUGACGCCAAGGCCGAAGGUAUACAAAUCAUCCUCAUUGCCGUUGACAGCAUGCCCGCCAUGUCAGCGCCCCGGGAGACCUUGAUGCUCAUCCCAAGGCCGCUGACGACGGAGGCCGAAGUCAAGGAUGUGCAACAGAUGUCAGGCUGCGAGAUCGAGGUCCGUGAUCUGCCCUCACAUGAUGAGGGCCUCUGCACCUUGAUUGGCACCUUAGAAGCUCGUGUGAAGGCGGCGCAGCAAUUCCUGAAGCGUUUGGAAGAGGUCAUUGGUGAUGGGCCCAUGCCUUCCUCCUUCCCGCCUGCAGCACCCAGGGAGGAGAAGACGGAGGCCAAUGACUGGUCCAAGGCACCUUUGAGCGACCGAAAGGAGGAUGAUCCUUGGAGUCGGAGCGAUCCGUGGAGCCGAGGUGCAGCAACCGGCGUGAAGGAGCCUGCCAAGCCCCGGGAGGAGGCCCGGGUCACCUUUGACAACCAUCCUCAGGUCACGAACAUCCAAGCCAGUUAUGCCCCGCGAGAGCCGGAGAUGAGCUUCGGCCCUGGCUCCCGCACAGGCACAGCACCCAUGUCCUUCUCCCCAAACACCAACGGCACGGCUCCCACCAACGGCUCGAACUUUGCUCCAAGUGGUACCAGCAUGAGUUUCAGUCCCGAUCCAGGAAAGACUAGCUUCCCAGGUAAGAUGAGCUUCAGCCCGAACGAGCCAGGCAAGAUGAGCUUCGGUCCUCAGGAUCCACCGGGAGGCAAGAUGAGCUUUGGUCCAAGCGACCCUCCAGGCAAGAUGAGCUUCGGCCCCACAGAGCCUUCAGGCGGAGGAAAGAUGAGCUUCAGCCCCAAUGAACCAGCCGGAGGGAAGAUGAGCUUCAGCCCCAACGAUCCACCCGGUGGAAAGAUGAGCUUCAGCCCCAACGACCCUCCGGGAGGCAAGAUGAGCUUCGGCCCGACCGAGUCCUCCGGAGGAAAGAUGAGUUUCAGCCCCAAUGAUCCUCCAGGAGGAAAGAUGAGUUUUGGCUCCAGUGAACCAUCAGGAGGCAAAAUGAGCUUCAGCCCCAACGAUUCGGGAGGGAAGAUGAGCUUUAGCCCAAACGAUCCUCCCGGAGGAAAGAUGAGCUUCAGUCCAGAACCUGCUGGCGCCCCAACUGGAGGAAAGAUGAGCUUCAGUCCUGAACCUGCUGGAGGAAAGAUGAGUUUCAGCCCCAACGAGCCUUCAGGCAAGAUGAGCUUCGGGCCUAGCGAAGGCUCUGGAGGCAAGAUGAGCUUUGGGCCUAGCGAACCCUCUGGAGGCAAGAUGAGCUUUGGGCCCAGUGAGCCUUCAGGAGGGUGUGUGACCCCGCGAGGUCGUUUCGACGGAGGACCCUCCAAGACGGCCGAGUCUACAGGCAAGCUGAGCUUUGGUCCCAACGAUCCUCCUACAGGUGGCGACAGUCGAGGAGUGAACCCCUUUGGACAGAUGGGUGGCAUGGGGCCCAUGGGCAUGGGCAUGGGUUUGGACAGCGAGUUCAUGUUCCGGGCCGCCCUGCAACAAGGGAUGCGCCUCGGCCGGG